Branchiostoma belcheri (Belcher's lancelet) is the source of this 3139-nucleotide messenger RNA. Its product is annotated as peroxidasin homolog. NCBI's taxonomy places the organism in Eukaryota, Metazoa, Chordata, Leptocardii, Amphioxiformes, Branchiostomatidae. Gene Ontology annotation, biological process: response to oxidative stress. Gene Ontology annotation, molecular function: peroxidase activity; heme binding. The coding region runs from base 108 to 2297 and encodes 729 amino acids. The record is from RefSeq and is a predicted model, not a curated record. The transcript has 13 exons.
UAUAUAAGCAACAGGAGCGGGGCUGGCAGGAACAGUUUACAGCAAAACCUCGCUCUAAAACGGAACCCAGAGUCGGACAGUUUUAUAUACUUACACAGGAGGACAGCAUGUGUCAAAGAUUACUUCUCAUCCUAGUUGGUUUGGUUGCCAUAGCAACAUGGAGGGCGUCGGCCCAGGUCUCCGAGCAACAGCUGGCCGCGGCCGUUGCCCGGGCAACGCAGGCGGUGGACCGCGCCAUUCAGGAGGAGGAGGACAGUUUUGUGGCAGCUUCCGAUGACGACGCGCGCAUCUCCCCAGCCGGACGCCUCCUGGCGAUGUUCCGCAAGUCCAAACCCGAGGCUCGACCAAUCGCACGCAGCGCCGAGAUCAUGGAGGACGUCACUUCUCAACUCACCAGAACAGGCCAGACUGACGCAGAUUUCAGCGCGGCCUCGGAUUCGCCAUCCACGCGGCGGGUUUGCCAGAAUACCGAGCUGCGUGACCUGACCUGUCCGCAACCCGACCCCGCCAUACGAGAGUUCCGAACUAUCGACGGGCGCUGCAAUAACCUGGACAAUCCGCUGUGGGGCGCUGCUAUACAGCCCAUGAAGAGGCUCCUGCGCCCACUGUAUGCCGACAGUGUUCAGUCGCCCCGUGUGCGCGGUCGAGGCGGUGCGGCCCUACCCAGUGCACGGGAGGUGAGCUUCACGCUUCACGAGGACAUGCGAACCACCAGCACCGUCAACACUCACCUGGUCAUGCAGUGGGGACAGUUCCUGGACCACGACAUCACUCACACACCUGUCGCCUCAGCGUACGGCGGCGGUCUGCUCGCCUGUCCCUGCGGUUCCACCGACCGCCGGUGCUUCAACAUCCCGAUCCCCGCCGGCGACCCCGACUUCUCCGGUCAUUCCUGCAUGGAGUUCGUGCGAUCCAGCCCGGCGCCGAACCCCGGGUGCCGCGUCGGCCGCCGCCAGCAGCUGGACCAGAUCACCGCCUUCAUCGACGCCUCCAUGGUCUACGGUUCAUCUGAGGAGGAACUGGAGCAUCUCAGGGACCCAUCAUUAGAGCGUGGCCAGCUAAAGUCCAAGGCCAACCCGGGAGACUCCAGGAAGAAGGAGCUGCUCCCCAGUGCCAUCACUGAGGAGUUCCACUGUCCAGAGUCUUCCAACCCCAGCAGCCGAAACCAGCCCUGCUUCCAGGCUGGCGACGUCCGAGUGAAUGAGCAGCCGGCUCUCACCUCCAUGCACACCGUCUGGCUGCGCGAGCACAACCGCAUCGCCGACCGCCUUCACGACAUCAACUCACACUGGGACGAGGACCGCGUCUUCUACGAGACCCGCAAGAUCAUCGGCGCGGCAAUCCAGCAGAUCACCUACGCGGAGGACCUCCCGAUCGUGCUCGGGCUGAACGCGAUGAACGAAUACGGGCUGGUGCUGCGCCAGAACGGCUACUACAGCGGCUACGAUGAGACCGUGGACCCGACCAUCUCCAACGUGUUCGCCACCGCGGCGUACCGCUUCGGACACAGCCUGGUGGAGAGCGAGUUUGUGCGCUCGACGUCGGGCUACAACCACAACGCACACCCACCAGUGCAGCUGACACACAGCUUCUUCAACCCACAGCACGUGUACAACAACGUCCGGGGCGGGCUGGACUCCAUCGUGCGCGGCCUCGCCAGCACCCCGCACGAGAAGUUUGACCGGUUCAUCGUGAGCGGCCUGACCAAGAACCUGUUCGCGGACCCGGCGGGCUCCCUCGGGCUGGACCUGGCGGCGCUGAACAUCCAGCGCGGCCGUGACCACGGGCUGCCGGGGUACAACGAUUGGAGGGUGCUCUGCGGGCUCCCGCGGGCGCGAAGCUUCGCCGAUCUCGCCACCGAGAUUCCCGACGCCUCCACGAGAGCCAAACUGGCUGAUCUCUACAACCAUGUGGAUGACAUUGACGUGUUCGCGGCCGGCCUGGCCGAGCGGUCCGUCCCGGGCGGUCUCCUGGGCCCGACGUUCGCCUGCCUGGUGGGACGCCAGUUCCGAGAGCUCAGGAAGGGCGACCGCUUCUGGUUCGAGAACCAGGGACAGUUCUCCCAACGCCAGCUAGCAGAGAUAAGGAAGGUGACAUUAGCGCGUGUCCUGUGUGAUAACACGGACGACACCACGACGAUGCAGCCCCACGUGUUUGAGCUUCCCGGCCCGGGUAACCGCCGCGUCUCCUGCUUCUCCAUCCCCCAACCGGACCUCAACGCCUGGCGGGAGUCUUCCACCGUCGUGGGGCAGGUCAGGGACUUCUUCACAGACUACUUUGGAGGCCUUCGAGGCUGAAGGAGGGAAGAUGACGUCACCACAAAAUGCUGCUAUCAACAAUAACUACAACCUCCAACCUUCAGGUGGUCACAGAACAUGGAUUAGGACUGAGAUUAGAGACAGGAUUAGAAAUUGGAUUUAAAACCGGAUUUAGAACCAAGAUUAGAGUGAGGAUUUGAAACUGUACUGUAUUGAAACCGGAUUAAGCCAGGAUAGGAACUUGGAUUUGAAACUGGAUUGGAGCCUGAAUUAGAAUCAAAAUUACAACUUUUGUACAUUUUUGGGACUCUAAUGCUAAUUUUGUCCAGGACUGUACAUGUGUAUCUCAUAGAUACAUAAUGUUCUGAUCCACACUGAUAGUUUGUUGCUAAACUUUGUAGAUAUUAUUACAUUCUUAUACAACAUUUACUACAAUUUAGAACAUUCCACUUCCACUGUAAAAUCAAUGUGUUUCUUUUACUAAAAUACAAACUUUGUACAAGCGCCAUGGAGUUGAAGCCAUAAGUUUAGAUGAAGAAAGCCUGAUAUUUUAAAGCAUGAAAAGUUUGUAAUUACGAACCCAAAACUGUCCUUUUGUAUCCAGAACGUUGCCUAUUGAGUUCUAUGUCUGCAUGGGUUAGGAUCAGGCACGGUUCUGGAUAGCCUCUGCGUAUCCAAAACAUAGAUUUGCCCCAGGCACGGUUUAGGAUACAAAUGAUAAAUGUACAGUAUGACGUACUUUGUACUUUCUGGCAAUAUUUUGUACGUCUGGCCAAAUAACUUACUUUACCUUGCUUCUUUGUUUAUGUUUUUGUUUUCUUUGGCCUGGAGCCUGUUGUAAACAAAUAAGAAAUUUAGACAUAAAAGAUUUUAGAACAUGA